AUGGUCUUGGCCGUCUUGGCCGAUGGACCUUGGGGACGAAGCCAAGGGCCGACUAGUCCACAAGCAGGCGGACCCGCCAUUGACCCCAAACCACUCACCAACCCGACCACCGGCCUCCCGAACCCCGAAGUCCCCCUCUCCAGCCAAAGCGACCUCGACGCCGCCGUGCUCGCCGCCCAAUCCGCCUUCCCAGCAUGGUCGCGCACCCCCCUCACCACCCGACGCGCCCUCCUCACCCGCUACGCCACGCUCCUCGAAACCCACAAACAGUCCCUCGUCGCCCUGCUCACCCAAGAACAAGGGAAACCUCUCAGCCAGGCCCAGAUCGAAGUCGAAAUGGCCAUCACCUGGACCCGCACCAUCCCCACCCUCGAGUUGCCGGUCACGACCAUUGAAGACACGCCCGACCGCCAGAUCAUCCAGCGCUACGUGCCCAUCGGCGUGUGCGGCGCCAUCGUCCCCUGGAACUUCCCGGUGCUGUUGGCGGUCGGGAAAAUCGUGCCCGCCCUGGUCACGGGGAAUACGAUCCUUGUCAAGCCCAGUCCGUUUACGCCGUACUGCGCGUUGAAGUUGGGGGAGCUGGCCGCGCAGGUGUUUCCGCCGGGGGUCGUGCAGGUGCUGAGUGGCGGGGAGGAGUUGGGGCCGUGGAUGACGGCGCAUCCGGGGAUCUUGAAGAUCAGUUUCACGGGGUCGAGUGUUACUGGGCGGAAGGUGAUGGAGGGGUGUGCCCGGGGGUUGAAGAGGGUGACGUUGGAGUUGGGUGGGAAUGAUGCCGCGAUUGUGUGUGGGGAUGUGGAUGUGGAUGCUGCGGUGCAGAAGAUCGGCAUCAUCGCCUUCCUCUGCUCCUCGCAGAUCUGCAUGACGAUCAAGCGGCUGUACGUGCACGAGCGCAUCUACGACGAGUUCCGCGACAAGCUGGUCGCCUUCGUGCGCAACCUCCCCGUCGGCGACGGCACCCAGCCGGCCACCUUCUUCGGCCCCGUGCAGAACCGCAUGCAGUUCGACAAGGCCACCGACCUGCUGGCCGCGACGCAGGCGGCCGGCCUGCGGACCCUGGCGGCCGGCGAGGUCCCCGCCGACCUCGACCAAGGGUUCUUCAUCCCGCCGACCCUCGUGGACAACCCGCCCGAGGCCUCGCGCGUCGUGCAGGAGGAGCCCUUCGCGCCGAUCCUGCCGCUGCUCAAGUGGUCCGACGAGGCGGACGUGAUCGCCCGCGCCAACGCCUCCGACUACGCGCUGAGCGCCUCGGUCUGGAGCCGCGAUCUGGGGCGCGCGCGCCGCAUCGUCGACCAGCUGCAGGCCGGCUCGGUGUGGGUGAACUCGCACUUCGACGUCGCGCCCCACGUGCCGUUCGGCGGGCACAAGGCGAGUGGGAUGGGCACGGAGUGGGGGGUGCAUGGGUUGGUCGGGUGGUGUAAUUCGCAGACGUUGUGGCUGAAGAGUCAGCUGUAG
Molecule: messenger RNA, 1452 nt
Organism: Aspergillus uvarum CBS 121591
Lineage: Eukaryota; Fungi; Ascomycota; Eurotiomycetes; Eurotiales; Aspergillaceae
Product: aldehyde dehydrogenase family protein
Exons: 4
Coding region: 1-1452 (483 amino acids)
Molecular function (GO): aldehyde dehydrogenase (NAD+) activity
Source: RefSeq, a predicted model, not a curated record